AAUAGAGUAUAUCCGACAAUAUAUCGAACAAAUGUUUAAGCAUGUGUGCAUCAAAAACAAAAUAAAGUAAAAAGUUAAAAAUGAAAAAAAAAAGAAGAGAAAUGAGCGGUAAUAAAAAGUACAAGAAAGCCCAAAUAAAAAUGCUAUUUUCAUUGAUCUUUUUGUCCUUUUACCAAAAAGAAAAUAAAAUAAAAAGAUUAAAACCUUACUUGCCCAUUCACGUUGACAAAGCCAAGCUACCAUACCACUCUCUCUCUCUCACCCUCCACUCUCUCGUUCUCUCUCUAAAUGGAAGCUCUCAGCUUUAUGAAACUUUGGCUGACAAACGCCAACGGAAAUAAACCCCGCCGUGAAAUCAUAACCUCCUCCACCGCAUUGGAAGAUCCAGAACUUGAUCUCCACGAAGAAGAUGAUUCCUUCUUCGAACUCGAGAUCUCUCCCUCCGAUUUCUCUUCAAAGAAAAACAAAACCCAUGAAGAGAGAGAAGACAAACAGACAACGUUCUCUGUCUCAAAGAGCAAAGUCCUCCCUUUUGUCGAAACCACUUCAAAACCUCAGUCUCCGAUCACUUCACUAAAGUCCUGUCAAAAGUUUGGUGCUUCCUCAUUCAAGAAGUCAACGACGACGACGGAGAAGAAAGAACACAACGACAGGAGCCUCAACGUAAGGUUCAGAAUCGAGGACGAGAUAACAAGUUUCAGACAACAGGUGAAAGCCGACAAUGACUCUGUUUCCUCUACUUCUUCCUCGAAGAGAUUCUUUGAUCUCAUAAAGCCUUUAUACAACAAAACAACGAAGAAACAGAGCGUUAACAGUGUAACUACAUCUCCUUUGUCUUCACCGGCGUCUAGAGAAAAACAGAGGAGUAAUAUCCCAUCAGGGAUUCGCAGCGUGAAGAGACAGCUUGGGAAGAGCCGGUCGGCGUCUGCGGCUGUCGGAGCGAUGUCUCCGGGGAAGAGACUCGAUGAGUCUUUACAGUUUCAACAAGAUGGGAUUCGAAGUGCUAUUCUCCACUGCAAGAAAUCGUUUCACGGGUCAAGAGGUUAAUUGAAAAGAAAAGAAAAACAAAUAAAUAUUGUUUACUCUCAUUAUAUUUAGAGUAACUUCCAGUUUGUAACUCGAAAAUUCAUUUCAUUUAUUAAAAAAAUAUAAGGUA
Molecule: messenger RNA, 1156 nt
Organism: Brassica napus (rape)
Lineage: Eukaryota; Viridiplantae; Streptophyta; Magnoliopsida; Brassicales; Brassicaceae
Product: membrane-associated kinase regulator 5
Exons: 1
Coding region: 289-1047 (252 amino acids)
Cellular component (GO): plasma membrane
Source: RefSeq, a predicted model, not a curated record